Penicillium samsonianum is the source of this 3846-nucleotide messenger RNA. Its product is annotated as DUF3433 domain-containing protein. Lineage: Eukaryota; Fungi; Ascomycota; Eurotiomycetes; Eurotiales; Aspergillaceae. The transcript has 2 exons. The coding region runs from base 1 to 3846 and encodes 1281 amino acids. The record is from RefSeq and is a predicted model, not a curated record.
AUGUCCGGUAGUGAUCGGGUGGGAGGCUGGGCACGACUUAAGGGUCGUUUUGCCCCGUUUCGUCUGCCAGUCCGCCCUCAACCUCGAGGUUGGCGCCCAGUGGCUCUGCGCCCGCCAUACCUGAUCUCCCUUAUAUGCUUGAUGUUAACGAUGCUGCUGGGCCUGGAAGGGUUGCGGCAGUAUAGUGAUCGCGAAGGUGGAUUGGUAUUUUUCGACUACACGGAAGAUGUCAACGCCGCACAAUCUUUUGCCUACAAUUAUCUCCCUAUCAUCAUCUCCCUCGUGCUCGUCUUGGUAUGGACCGUGACCGAUUUCGAUGUCCUCCGUCUGGAACCAUACUUCCAAUUAUCCCGACCCGAGGGAGCGCCGGCGACCGUCCUCUUCAUCAACUACAACUUCGGCCAAACUAUUAUCACUCCGAUAAAUGCCGCAAUACGUCGCCACUGGGUCGUAUUCUGCGUUUCCUUUGUCACGCUCUCGAUCCGAAUGAUUCUUCCCGCUCUACAGAGUACGGUAUUUGAGCUACGCGAGGUGACGGUGGUCGAUCACAACACCAUAAAAAGCUGGACCAACCUGGUGGAUUUGGACACACAAGCGAACUUGAUUUCAACGCAAGCUGAUUCCCUUGACAACGUGUUUUCCUCAAAUGAGCUAUUAUCCCGGGCCCGAUCCGCCAAGUACGCCAUGGCGCCCGUGGAGAUACCAGAUAGCGAGCAAGACGAGAGUACAAUGUGGACUGUUGACCAGACGCUGUAUUGGGCGCAAGUUUCAUGCCAGAAUGUUCCUGUUGGGGACAAGCUCACCGUUGAUAUCGACGAUGCCGAGGGGGCAUUUCCAACAAUUUCGUGGAGCGCCAGUGGUAUUGAUUUUGUUGUUGAUGCAUACGGAGGCGCUCAAAAAUGUGCCCUUGAUUUCAAAUACCAGAAUGUCUUCUUCCCUACUACCGAUUACGUGCAAGUACGGUAUUGGGAGCCGAUGAUCGGUGCUGCUGCCGAAGAAGCAUUUCCAAAUCGAACCCAGGCCUUCACGGAAUUUGGCUGCGAUCAGUAUGAUCUAUAUGGUAUGCUCAUCGGAGUCAAUAUUACCAGUCCAAACUCGACUUCGACCUCGACAGGGUACUCCGCGUCUGGUAUGGCCUUUGCCUGUGAUAUCAUCUAUCACAAAGCGGAGGCUCGCGUGACUAUGCACUCCAACAGCUCCAUCAUAUCUAUCAAAGUCGAUCGAGCCACCACGCGCGCGCUCACAAAAGCCGAGUUCAACAUUGAACACUUCCAAGCUCUGCUCUCUCAACGCGCUCCGUUCACCAGUGACCUGCUCUUCAUCCACGAAAAUUCCACCACGGGGGCUCGGACAGUGACUGAACUCCCUAUCAUCAGCCAGGAUCUAGGAGAUUUCCAGCCUGUGCUAGUGCUCGACACAUCGACCGUCAUGACAGAGACCGAAUUUGAAUCAAAGAUUGCGCGGGAUGUCAAACAGACUUUUGUGCUCACACUCGGUCGCCUGUUUGAUCCCGAUAGUGCACCAAGUAUACUCGCCGCCGAGCGCGUGUCGAACCAAGUCGCUAUCGCUGUCGUUGACUUUGCCGCCCUUUGGUCUGAGCUCAUUCUUGCCCUGGCCACUUUGACUGCGGUGUACCUUCUUUACAUGUAUAGUUCGCGCGACCUGUUUCUCCAAAGUGACCCAGGGUCCAUCGGUGCCAUGUGCAGUAUUGCCGCUGAUAUCUUUCACCCAUCCAAUAUCCUCGCAGAACCAGCGGCGGAAAUCCAUCAGUUCUCUACUCGGCAACUUCGUCGCAUUUUUAAAAAUGCACGAUGUUACUGGCGACCAGGCCCUUCUGGCAACAGGCUGGAUAUUAUCGCUGAAGAUGGUUUGUGCCACCCCUACCCUUCGAAUCAUAUUCAUCCCCGAGAAUUACAACUGACUGUAUCAUCAGGCUCCCCUGUCCAGCUUGGAGAGAAUCUCCGAACCCGUGUUGAUCCAAUGCCUCACUUUCUCGUCAUUCCUUUCUUUCUUAUUGAAUUCUUGGCGCUAGCUGGGGUCAUUAUCCUCAUUGGACUAGUGGUCGCAUCUCUGCUUCGAAACGGCCGCUUCCGCCACCUGACCCAAUCCGACUCGAGUGCGUUCCAGGUCAUUCUUUCCUUCCUACCUUCCGUCGUCGCAUCGUCCGUGGGAGCUCUAUGUACCUCCAUUCACCGAAACCUGAGCGUUUUGGAGCCUUGGGUCCACCUGCAACGCGGCAACGCCUCGGCAAGGACAUCUUUAUCACUGAACUAUUCGUCCCAAAGUCCGCUCGCCAUUUUCUUCAAGUCAGUUCGCAACCGGUCACCUUUGCUGGCUCUCGUAUCGAUUGCGUGCGUUGUUAACAUGGCUUUGACUGUGGUUGCGGGUGCGCUUUUCACUCAACAAUUGACAACCUCAACAUUGGACACCAGCGAUUUGUCAAUGAACUAUAGCCAGUCUAUAUUUUGGCGGACCGACUUCGCCGCAGAAUUCACCGAGUAUGAUUUGAUUCAGACCAGCAUCAGCAGUGGAGUCCCUAUGCUCUCUUGGACUAGCCCAGAUCAGUCUUUCGUCCCAUUACACGUGAACAAUCGCAACCCAGAUGUGACUUACAGCGCUUCAACGCUUGGCGUUGGAGCUGAGCUCAAGUGUGAGCCCCUUUCAUCCGACGCUCUUGUCUACAAUAAAACCAAUGGUCAUCAGCAUUGGCGAUAUGAACUAUUUGAUAAUUCCUCCAUUGAAUGCAUGGCACGCAUGCCACCCUUGAAGAGCAAACAGGAAGGAAUCUCGUUAUCUAUUCACUUCCUGUCCCCAGAUGAUGUCGAGGAAUCGGACAUAUGCCAGACGUCGACCGUUCUAGUUGUCGGCCGUUGGGAUUAUUUGCCAAAUACCCCGAUCACGGACGACAACACAAUUGCAUUGCACUGUGAACCUCAGGCGAGAUUGCAAAACUAUUAUAUCUCUUUCGACCAGAAGGGACAGAUCUCUUGGGAUGACCCUGUUCCCAAAACAUCUAUCACCCAUGGAACCAUGUACGACAAUGCUACCGUGAGUCUCGGCCAGUUCAACAAAGUCUUUGCUGCUAUUCCUAGCAACUUUGUGGGCAAUACUUCCAUGCAGAAUGGAACAUACAACGUUUCUUCCUAUGAUUGGGCAGGCUUCCUUGUUGCCCGUCUCUACGAAACCCAAGACCCCAACUUUGACGCCCUGGACCCCGUUCUUCUGACCAACAUGACUCGCACUGUAUAUCAAUGGGUCUACAGCACCUACUUCUCAAUUUGGCGCAAAAAUUAUCUCGAACCUCUACCUCACCCGGUCCCGGCCACAGAUGCCACCAUUACCCGCGUUACCUGGCGCAUGGUGCCGUCGGGUCCCUCGCUUUCCAUCGCUCUAGCCAUCAUUGUCUUCGACACGAUUGUCGUGCUUUUAGUGUUCGGAACACGACGCGGCCGGUUCCGGGGACCCCGAAUGCCGCGCUCCAUUGGAGCCGUCAUCCCGUGGAUUUCGCACAGCCAGAUGCUUCGUGAUUUUACCGAUACACACAGCUGGAGCAGUGCUAAACGGCAUGCGCAUCUCGUAUCCCUGAACAAACGCUAUGCUUUCCGCAUGUUCAUGGGUGCCGAUAACCGCUUGAGGUACGCCGUGGACCAGGAAACAGAGAAUAUCAAACCUCCCGAUCCGCCGGACGGCGACCCAGAAGUGGUGGCGGACAAGACCACCUCAAUUCAGCUACAGGAGAUUCGAAGUCCACUCUCUCCUACUCCACCAUCUCCUACUCCGCCCUCUGCUACUCCGCCCUCUACUACUCCGCCCUCUACUACUCCGCCCUCUACUACUCCGCCCUGA